Messenger RNA from Sinocyclocheilus rhinocerous, 1754 nucleotides. Its product is annotated as RNA/RNP complex-1-interacting phosphatase-like. Gene Ontology annotation, molecular function: polynucleotide 5'-phosphatase activity. Lineage: Eukaryota; Metazoa; Chordata; Actinopteri; Cypriniformes; Cyprinidae. Bases 201 to 1241 code for a protein of 346 amino acids. The transcript has 11 exons. The record is from RefSeq and is a predicted model, not a curated record. Gene Ontology annotation, biological process: protein dephosphorylation.
CCCCGUUCCUCUUGCUCAGACCUGCACCUGAAUAGAAGUUCUCCACAGACACUAUCAACGCCCUGUUCUUCAUUCUCUUUUUCCCUCCCGGCCUGAGGGCGGCAGCAGAGCGCGCAGUUCCCGAGCAGAUGAAUUACGUCAGAGGAGUUGCCUACACGACUGUGUCUGUAACGUGGAAGUAGGAGAAUCUCACAGAGUGUAUGGCAUUACAAAGGCCAAAGCAGAGCUGCUGUGAAGACAUGCCUACCAAGAAGAAAAAUGCCAUUCCUGACAGAUGGACAGACUAUACAGCAGUGGGUAAACGGAUCCCUGGAACUCGCUUCAUCGCUUUUAAAGUUCCCUUAAAACAGUCUUUUAGAUAUCAUUUAACACAAUCAGAAGCCUUUGGACCGUUUGAUCUUGUGCGUAUUUUAGAGAAGAAAGGACAACAACUGGGUCUCAUCAUUGAUCUGACCUACACAACUCGCUACUACAAAGUAGAGGAUUUGCCAAACACAUUGUACCACCUGAAGAUCUUCACAGCAGGGCAUGAAGUGCCAAACGAUGCCACGAUUCUCAGCUUCAAGAAGGCCGUCAGACAUUUUCUGCAUGACAAUGAAAACAAUGAUAAGCUGAUUGGUGUUCAUUGCACGCACGGUUUGAAUCGCACCGGCUAUUUAAUAUGUCGAUACCUAAUUGAUGUUGAAGCGAUGAACCCCCAAAAAGCGAUUAAUUUAUUCAAUGAAUCAAGGGGAUAUUCAAUUGAGAGGCAGAACUAUCUUGAUGACCUGAGGACGGGGCCCACGAGAAGUAAUGAGGGAAUGGAGGAGCCAGACCAAGAACCCGCCCAGGGACUUGCAAACGAACCACGAGAUGAUGCUCCUCAUCAUCGAAGGGAAUGGCAUAACCAUGAUCCUCCUUUUAAUGGACAAGAACCUCACCAAUGGCACAGGGAACCCCAGAAUCAGUUUUUACCGUUUCACCAGAAGGACAGCAUGACUUGGUUCGAACCACCUGAGCGCCAGUUCUUCCGUCCGCCCUUGAUUCCUCAUCCACCGCAGGGCAUGAGACCCUGUUUUCCCAACCAGAGCGUCAGAGGAUUCCACUUCGGACAUUAUCCACCUCCGCUUCCCUCCUACAGGUUCGGCGAACCAUACCACAAUCCACACGCGCCUCCAGAGGAAUUCACGAGACCUCCAGGGCCUCACCGAAAACUUCGACAUAGACACAGGAAAGGUCCGAAAGAUAGGACUCCUCGCUGAAAUGAAGGAGGCUACACACUUUCAACCCAAACUGCUGGACUGUGCUUUUUCUGAACACCAGCUGCUAGUCCGAUUGUUAAAUUAUUCUCUCCGUGCAGGAACUCUUCUUUUUCUUUGAUGGAGUAAACGGAUUUGGUCUCCUAAAGAGGUUGACUGUUUUAUUAGACUCUACUAGCUAACAAUACUACUACAACGUUUUGUGAUGGUUAUCUGUUAUUAGGUCAUUUUAAUCCGGCAAAUGUAAUUCAUACACAUAAUCUAUAACUGCUGCUAAUCUAACAUGCCUUUAGUUUUAAAUGAAGUGAAAUAUUAAACACCUUUGCAAGUGCAAUUACAGUUGUUUUAUUAUCUCCUUAUAUUUUACACGUUUUGUAUUUUUUUUUUUUUAUCAUUUAAAAUAUUCUGGCUGAUGUAAGGUCUGUUAUUUAGGCUACAAGUCUACUGAUCAGAUGUUCUCAGUGAUCCGAGAGAACCCAGGUUGAGAUCAGCUUAAUAAAAGGUUUAUCUGCUCAA